GUUAUAAUCGUCGGACGUUAAUUGUAAUAUUCGAAAAGUGUGAAAAUUCCCGCCAAUUUUACCAAAGUGAAUUCGGUAUUGGAUAGAAAUUUAUGGAAUUUGCGGGAAUUUUGGUCGUAUGAAAGUGAAAUUUUGAUACGAAUAAGACCGUUAGGAUAUCCAGGAUAUUGGCUGUGAGGAUAAAAAGCGAGAGAACAAUUAUUAUAUUUUUGUAUUAUUGCAACAGUGACCCACAUCACCGAUAUAAAUAUUUUAAUUCAACCCACCCGCCACGCUGUCUAAGUUAAAUGUAAUCCGAAACCCCGACAGGCAACUCAACAAAGUCGUUUCAAUAUGCAGACUCUCUGCUUCGGAUAUCUAACAUUCAUAUUCAUGUUAACAUAUGUGCGAGCAAUACCACCGAUAGAAACCGUACGAACGAAACGAAGCGGAGGAUAUCCAAAGUUUCCCGAAAACAAUCUACUAUUCCAUGACACCUGCGGCACCAGAAGCGUUCCAUUUAAUCCACAACGUAAUGCGAAAAUUGUUGGCGGCACCAUUGCACCAUAUGGAGCAUUUCCGUGGCAGGUUGAAAUUCAGAUUUUCCGAUACGAAAAAUCGAUUUUCGAACAUCAUUGUGGUGGAGCAGUUAUCGGUGAUAAUUUGGUAAUAACUGCCGCUCAUUGUCUGGAGCCCCAACAAAACUAUUUGAGAUUGGUCAUUGGUAACUAUGACUUAGUCGAACGCGACAUGUAUGAACGGAGUUUUCGUAUCGAUCGAGUUCUGAUCCAUCCGGAAUUUCGACGGAAUGGGCCGUACAGUAAUGAUAUAGCCAUAAUUAAAGUAAAAGCAACCGUAUUCAACUUCAAUUCACAUGUAAAGCCAAUUUGUUUACCAUCGAAAGAGGAGAUUUCUUAUCCGGGUACAUGGUGUACGGUUACUGGCUGGGGAGCACAAAAUGGGGAGGAUAAAGAAAGCCUAGCUCCAGUGCUUCGUGCGGCAGCUGUGCCAUUGAUGGAUCAAACUACGUGCCGAAGCUCGGAAGUAAAUGGUAGCAGAAAUCAGAAAAUUUUAGAUUCAAUGUUGUGUGCCGGAUUUUUGCAAGGUGGAAUAGAUUCAUGCGGAGGUGACUCAGGCGGUCCACUAGCGUGCGAAUUCGAAAACCGAUUUUAUUUACAAGGAAUAGUGUCAUGGGGCGAUGGAUGUGCAAGGAAAAAUCGACCUGGCGUGUACACUCGGGUGGAUUCAUACAUCGACUGGAUUUCACAAUCAGUGGAAGAGUUAAAAUAACGCAAGCACCAUUUGGUGGAAGAACAGCAUGCUGGAUACUGUGUUUUAGUAGUACAAAUUUUGAUGGUCAAAUCAGUGAAACUCCAUUGUGAUAUUAAAAAUAAAAACUGAAAAUAAAACAAUUU
Bradysia coprophila is the source of this 1394-nucleotide messenger RNA. Its product is annotated as serine protease 30-like. NCBI's taxonomy places the organism in Eukaryota, Metazoa, Arthropoda, Insecta, Diptera, Sciaridae. Gene Ontology annotation, molecular function: serine-type endopeptidase activity. Gene Ontology annotation, biological process: proteolysis. The record is from RefSeq and is a predicted model, not a curated record.